Messenger RNA from Truncatella angustata, 1236 nucleotides. Its product is annotated as Myb/SANT-like DNA-binding domain-containing protein. Lineage: Eukaryota; Fungi; Ascomycota; Sordariomycetes; Amphisphaeriales; Sporocadaceae. The transcript has 2 exons. Bases 1 to 1236 code for a protein of 411 amino acids. The record is from RefSeq and is a predicted model, not a curated record.
AUGGCGGAAAGCGACGCGAGGACCCCCGACAGGAGAACUCCGAGGUUCAGCUGGAACCCUGCCUACGAAGCCACAUUCUUCCGAUCACUCUGCGAAUCGAUACAGCUGGGUUAUAAGGAGAACCACAGCUUCAAGUCUGGAGCGUGGGAGAGGGCCGCCAUUGCGCUUCGCGAUAAGCACGCAGCGUACCCGGAGAAGAGCCACUUGAUCAACAAGGCAGACAAUGCGCGCAAGAGAUUCCGGAUGUGGAGAGGGCUGAGGGAAGACCCCGAGUUUCUCUACAACCCUAAUACCCGCAUGGUGAAUGCCAGCGAAGAGGCAUGGCAGAGACAUUUCGAGAGGGAACCGCUUUCCAAAGCACUACGAGGUCGACCUUUCGAUCAUGAGGAGUAUAUGGAGAUAUUGUUUCCGGACGUCAUUGGAUCUGGUGGCGCGCCGAAGCGUGUCAUGAAGAAGCGAAAAGGUCCAGAUGGCACAUCGAUAGCUGGUGACGGAACGCCCACCCAAGGCCAAAAUGUCAUGGACCUGACAUUAGAACCGAGCCUGUAUUCACAGACGCCGACACAUAAUACAACCCAGCAAACUCCACAACAAGCCCCGAGCAACAACUCGCAGCCCAUUGUACACCCCUCACAACACCCCUCACAUCACCCCUCGCAGCAUCCUUCGCAGCAGCCCUCACAUCCCUCGCAUCCUCCGCAUCCAACAUCGGCUGGUAUACCGCCUCAUACUUCGAUAGCUAGCAGUAGUGCUCUGACGCCCCCGGACGAAACGCCGAAUGCCAGCUCGAGGAAGCGAUUUGCUGCAGAGGCAGACAAGAGAAGAGGCCGUCCCUCGAGGUUCUCUUCGAAUAUAUACAACAGUUCCCCCGUCGCUUCAGGGUCAUUUAGUGUACCCGCUGCAUCAGCGGCAAACCAAUCGCGCGCACAGCCUCUACAUCCGUCGUUCAAUUCACCUGCUCUCUUCGAGGAUGGCCUGUACAUGCUUGCCGAAGCUCUCAAAGCCCGCAGUCAGCCCAAGUGGCCGGAGCAAGCUAUGGAAAUUCUUUUCCGGGACUUCUCAGACGAGGAUGCUGAUUUGCAACUCAAGAUUGCCGAGAAAGCACUGACCGACGAGAACAAGGCUAUGAUGUUCGUCAAGGCAACGCCGGAAUUGAGACGGCACUGGGUUGGGAGACUACGAGAAGUCCAUUUACGUGGUCUAGGACUGGGAAGAGUCGGUGAGGAGGCUUCCUGA